Messenger RNA from Hymenoscyphus albidus, 357 nucleotides. The record is from the annotation of a GenBank genome assembly. Lineage: Eukaryota; Fungi; Ascomycota; Leotiomycetes; Helotiales; Helotiaceae.
AUGGCACCGCGACCUGGAGGCAAAGCCGAAGGCACUGGAGCUGGAGCUGGAGCUGGCGCAAUUGAGGUCGUCAGGUAGGUACAGGUACAGGUACCUGAAUGUUACAGUACUGCUGCGACCUCUCGUCUGCCCAUGCCAUGCUAUGCCUUGCCAUGCCUUUCUGCCCCAUUCUGCCUCUCUAUGGCUGCAGCUCCUCCUCCACCGUGGAGAGCUCCCUCUGCCUCUGGCCACCAGCUGGAGAGGGAGGCCGGCCUUGCUGACCAUCCCACGCCAUCUUGCAGCCAUGCCAAAUGCUGUGCAUCGCUGCGCAGAGCACAUGCGAUGCGCGGUGCGUUGGUGGACUCGCCGGAGGGAUGA